Poecilia reticulata (guppy) is the source of this 7072-nucleotide messenger RNA. RefSeq names its product GLIS family zinc finger 2b (gene glis2b). Gene Ontology annotation, molecular function: DNA-binding transcription factor activity, RNA polymerase II-specific; RNA polymerase II cis-regulatory region sequence-specific DNA binding. Gene Ontology annotation, cellular component: nucleus. Gene Ontology annotation, biological process: regulation of transcription by RNA polymerase II. NCBI's taxonomy places the organism in Eukaryota, Metazoa, Chordata, Actinopteri, Cyprinodontiformes, Poeciliidae. The record is from RefSeq and is a predicted model, not a curated record.
GCCCAUGAUGGAUGGGCGGAGCAGUAAGCAUGCGCUGAGGUGGCAGGCUCUGGGCUGGUCCUGACGGGCUGGCUGGCUGCUGGGCUCCGGGCGGAUGUCUGUGUGCGUCAGACGGCGGUGGGGGAGAACUACCAUCAACACGCAGCGUCUCCGAAGGAAAACACGCAGAGGAGACGCGGAGCGCUAAAAAAGAAAACCAACCGGGGCUAACGCUGGGAUCUGGAAAAGCACCGACGAGARAAGGGAGACGAUCCUCCCACAUCCAGCCCCACACCCCGUCGCCAACCCGCCCCGUCUUUUUCCUCUCGACCACUUCGUGCCAUCCCUCUGGUCCGACCACCCCAUAGGAAACCCCCCAUUAGACAUUAGACCAGCGUUGCCAUUAAGCGAUGCGCUUUGAAUCUGGGAAGAAAUCCUCUCUGCGCUUUUUGAUGCACAGCACAACCAGUGCUCUUCAUUUCCAGGCUAUGGAUUCGGGUGUUUACACUUUUCUGAUGGGUUUCCAGUUGUAAUAUAACAUGCAAAACAUCAUCCUGUCAUUCCAUAGCUUGGCUGGAAUUUAAACAACCGGCUGUCACAUACGCCGGGGUGAGCUCUUAUGUGAUUUUUUUAUUUUUUUUCUCAAGCUUGAAAACCACUCCGACAAUGGUCUUAGAACAGACCGCCACAUUAAACACUUAGUAAGAAUCUCUAAAAACCUGUCAGCUGGAUAUUUCGAUCCCACCGAGAAGAGAGAGAAAAAAAGCGACAGAACUGACGAGGAGUUUGGUCCUGUAAGGACUUCGGGAAGUUCUUGCUCCGGAGGAAAGACGUGGAUUGGACCGGAGACAUCUCGGCCAUAUCCACUGUAAAGUUGGGAGGUCAGCCAUGCUGUCGUUGGACGAGCCCCUGGACCUGAAAYUACCUCGGAGGGCAAACGGGAAGGACAGGGGAACCCGCUCUCCUCUUCUCUCACCGCUGCAUCCCAAGCGGGUUCGCCAGCUGCAUAUGACGGAUGAUGGGACAGCAAUUAUAGAGCCCGCUUCACCUGCAUCUCCACACUCAGGUGUGCAGGUGGUCCCUUACGACCGGACCGACACCCCGACGCCCCCCGCGGUGGACCUGAGCAUGUCUCCCUCCUCCCGACACACCCCCASCUCUCCAGAAAUGAGCAACRGCAGUUAYGUUCCCUCAGGCAAUUCUCACAUCUCGCAGGCGUUUCAAUUCUUUGUGCCAAUUGGUCCUGGAGCAGGACUUCACCUGCCAUCCUCUAUGUUCAUUGGCCAAACGAGUGACAAGCGGGCUUCUCCUGACCUUUCAGCGGAUGAACAACUUGCAUGUCRCUGGAAAAAGUGCCACCUGCUCUUUGACUCCCUACAAGAUCUUGUGGACCAUGUCAACGACUUCCAUGUGAAACCUGAGAAGGAUUCUGGGUACUGCUGCCACUGGGAGGGCUGUGCUCGCAAAGGAAGAGGGUUUAAUGCCAGGUACAAAAUGCUCAUUCACAUACGCACUCACACCAAUGAGAAACCACACCGUUGUCCCACCUGCAACAAGAGCUUCUCACGCCUGGAGAACCUCAAGAUACACAACCGCUCGCAUACAGGUGAAAAGCCYUACAUUUGUCCUUACGAGGGUUGCAACAAGCGCUACUCCAACUCCAGUGACCGCUUCAAGCAUACACGCACACAUUACGUAGACAAGCCCUACUACUGUAAGAUGGUAGGCUGCUUGAAGCGCUACACAGAUCCCAGCUCGCUGCGGAAGCACAUCAAAGCGCACGGCCACUUUGUGGCUCAGGAGCAGGGCCCCCCAAGCGGGGUAGGCUCUCUGCUGAAGGGAAGUCAGAGCGGAGGACCUUCUGGCGCUGGCAGUAAGGACUCAGAAUUGCCCUACGUCAGCGGAGCUCACAUCAUCAUYCCCAGAGCAGCUGCCGCUCUGCUGGGAGGCCACACCUUGCAGGGCGUAGGCGGUAGCCUUCCCUUGUCCCCUCUUAGCCCAAGGCCCCUGGACCUCACCACGCUGGGGAGCCCCAAUUCGUCUCCAGCCAGCCUAGGAGGCACAUCCAUCUUGUCCUUUAACGGCUCCCCUCUGGGCCUGGCUAAGGCCCCUUUACUUUCCUCUGCCUUCCCUUCCUCGGCCCUUGGCCUGCCAAUGGUUCCAGUACUGGGCCCCACUUCAGAGCRCCGGCCCCACCGCCACCAGGCAAAGAGGGGCAGAGGAGAUGAAGCAGAGGAUGAGAUGGCUGGGAGGGUCCUAAACCUCUCCACAGGUGGGUCUCAUGAUCCCCUAUCCUGGGUGGUCAUUCCCCCCGGCGCUGUGGUGCUCAAGCCAGCUGUGGUUAACUGAUACAAACACACGCACACACACACACACUCUCUCUAUCUCACACACACAUUCCAGAAGAGCUCAGGGGGUUGAUGCCAUAGUGAGGGUGUGGGAUGUCAAAGGUGACAUGGAUUGGCUUGAACAAUCAAUUCCAGGCAAUGCAUUGAAAGGUAGGAGUUUGGAAAAAGACACACUUCACCUCACACGAUUUAAGAAAACAACGCAAGCCUCUUGUAUUGUUGAAGAACUAAACUUGAGGCCCAAGAUCUGUGUUCAGGAAUAUGUACGGUCCUGGAUUUGUAUCACAAAGCCUUAAAACAAGGCUCCUCUUUGCUUUCUUAUUUUAUACUUUACUCAUUCUGGCUGGUUCUGUGGAAAGGGACCGUAAACGUGACAGUCUUAGUGCUCUGUGUUUUUAAAAAAAUGUCCUCCUUCAUCAUUGAGUAUUUAUAUGACUGUACUUUGACAAGAGUGCCUCCAGCUUAGUGCUGAGGUACGGUGGCUCGCAAAAAUAUUCACACCSUUUGACGUUUCACACAUUUUGCAACAAUACAACUACUCCCAGGCAUUAAGCAGUUCAGAUUUACACAAAAGYAACYGUGUUGCAAAUGAAAAACUAAAAGUGUGACGUAUUUCUAUUCAGCCCCAUUUACUUUGAUUUUCCAGUGCAACCAAGUACAGCAGUAUAAACACAGCUGUUCUGUGGAGGCCUUUUAGUAGAGUUUUACGAAGACCAACUAGCACAAGACAGAGAUAAAAUGACUAAACCAUUCUUGUGUUAGGAUGGUCCAGUCAAAGAGGUGACAAGACCUAAAAACGUAUGUUCAAGGUAGAUACAAUGUAUUACUAUGCAAUAAAUUGCGUUGGUUUCCAUUUAAAAAAAAAAAAAAGAAGUUUUGUUGUUUAGACAAAAUGUUAUGAAGCUUAAGGGGUUUGAAURCAUUUUGCAAGGCACUGCAGGCACCACAAAAGGAAGCACUCAGACACACGCAUGUAAUAGAAAGAUGUUUCAAAUGUUGUGAACAUUUGAAACAUACAUUUGACAAACUUGCCGAACCAAAGCAAGUGAACUUAUUACGUUUUAUACUUCAUUUAAGCAGAGCGCUUAACAGUGUCGACUUAUAGUAUUGAAACCUCAGAACUGCUGCUAAAUUUUCCUGCUCCUCCUGCUUCAUAAACUGGGCGAGAGCACUUUUGACAAUCCGUCCCCGGUCUUGUGGAGGAGUGAUGAACACAGACCAGGCCGGGGGCCGAACGAACAGACAAACGGUGGUUAAGCCACCUUGCAAUGACCAACCAUUACUUCCUCUCUUUUUUUUUUCCACAAGUGAAACUUAAGGCACUGGUUUGUCUGACUCCCCCUACUGGCGGGACGCGUCACAACCUCCCGACUCACAAAAACCAGCACUGUUCAGCUCCUGGAUUGUCCAGCUGCUUUACUGUAAUUCAAUCAACGGGGCCGGGUUGUGUAUAAAAGGCCCUCAGUGGUGAUAAACACUACAGUCUUGUAUUCUUUAAGCUAAAAUGACCCCAAACCAGCUGUGAAAAACAGGUGGUGGGCCUAGCUACAUGAGAUUCGACCCCAAUAAGCUUCAGCUGUGAAAGAAAGAAAAAAAACAAAAAAACAACAAAGAGGGAAUGUUCACGUUGUUCCACAGCGGGAGAUGGGAUACACUCAGUGCUGCCUACAGCUGGACUGACUAGGACGCCACACUAUCCCAAACUGCCUCAUUUCAGUCUGUCCGGAGGGGCAAACAACAUGUAAAAAAAAAAAAAAAAAAAAACUUCUGGGAAACACUUCAUGGUUCGAUUAAGCAGUAAACAUGCACUUACUAAAAACUACCAUGUUUUCUAAAAUGUUGUAUUUAAAGAAAAUAGCUCUUAUUUCAGUCCCCUUACAAAAUCCAGCUUUUUGUUGGGCGUUUCGUCAGACUUGUGUUGCUCAUGAAAAAGAGGAUGGGGAGCAGGAGAGGAUCCUUAAAACUCAACAGACUGACAUCUCUCCUCGCACUUCGCCACUCCUCYGUCUCUUUCGUCGAUGUUUGAUGACGCUGGCUGUUUUUGAGUGUAAUUUUUCAUUUUCAAAACUUAGGAGCAUAACUUUUCAAUUUGAGAGCAAGACAUUUUAUACUGUUGUGCUCCMCUGCAUAACUCUGCUCUSACAUAAAAAAAAAAACUUGUUUGCUUAAAAAAUACUCUACUCUUGCAUCAAAUCUUAUUUUUGCAAUCAGAUUUGGUGCCUCUCGCACAAAUAUCUUACGCUCCAUUUACACCUAAAGGCCAGUGAUGUCAAAGUCUCACUUGUGAUUCUAUUGACUGUGAAUGCUACCAACACUUUGUUCCAAGAGAAAGCAAAGAAAAUCUAAAAGGUUUUUAAAGCAUGAGGUGUAGGCUUCAAACAGGAGCAGAAGAUAAUUGUGCAAAAGGGAGGAAAGCAGAUUAUGCAAAAGCUUUUUUGUGCAGCUGAAUAUAUUUAUAAGCAGACAUGAUUAUUUUCAAGUGCGGGAGCAGGGUAUUAAAUCAGGGCAGCACAUUAUCCGAAAUCAAGAAUUUCUGCUCUUAAACUGAAAAUAGUAUGCUCAUAUUUUUUUUUUGGCAAAAAUCCCCUUGUAACUGUUUUAUUUACCUGUUUCCAUUUUAUAUUUUUGCCAUUACUAUGAUUUUUUAUUUUUUUUUUGCAGAUGUUCAGACGAGACAUUUUCUUUGUGAUGUUGAAGUWGCCUCUUGUGUUCUGCCAUGGCUGCUCUACAAUCGGGUUUCUGCUGCCGGGGAUGAGUUUUGUGAAGGGGUUGAAGUUGGUGGGGAAACAUUUUUUGGAUGGCUUUCCAGAGUUGUAGUUUCCAACCCGAGGCUGGCACUUCAAACGGACGGUUAGAUCAAUCAGAAACAUCAAAAAAUGUACCUAAAUUUUAAACUUGUGGAAGUUUAGUUCUCAGUUUUGUCAUUUGCAAAAGCCACAAAGACCACUUUUUUUUUUUUUUUUUUUUUUCAAACAGAGGGUCAACUUUUUCGACUGAUUGGCAGCUUGAGAGGAAAGAGAAAGGGUUGUAAGGAUGAGAGAAUGGACAGGGGAGCGAUUAGGGUGGAGGCUGCAUGCCAGCAGAGGAAAAAAAAAAAGCAACUUGCAGCCAUCCUGGGCUGCCGCUCUCCAUCUGGCUACCCACCCACCAAACGGCCCUCWCAGCUCUGAAGUCACCGGCUGUGCUGGGCCCACUGUGGCAGCCUCUCACAGAAAUACCAGCCUGCAGAAAACUAGGCCACUGAACUCUUCCUGCCCCCUCUCUCUUCUGUGUUACCCAUCUUCUUUAGAUUAAACCCGUGGCUCAAUUCCACCACCUCCUGGUUACAAAACAUUCACCAAAGAACAUCAAAGUACACCAAGAAGAAUUAGUCUCACAUUAGAGCAGAAAUAUGUUGGUAAUAUAACCCACUGAGGUUGUUUUGAUCAGAAUUCCUGCAGGUCUAUUAAGACUAAAUCGUAGGUAAAUUGUAUGGCAAGCAAAUAUACCAUAUAACCAAACCAUACCACAUCAAAUUGCUAGUGUACAUUCUAUUAUACUCUAUUCAUCUUAAUUAAAUUAAAUUUGCUAAUGACAAUUAAACUGACAUUUCAGCACUCAAAAUCCUUAAAACCUGAUUUAGAAAAGUUUAAGAUGUCUGUUCCUUAAAAGUAAACAUUUUACCGUUUAAUAUCCAAGCUUUGUAUGUUACGCACUCAAACCAUUCAACUACUAAUGCUUAAAAAGUACACACUCAUUUUGAUGAGAUGAAAUUCUCAGUACGGACGUCGAACACGUCCAUUACAUGACAAAUUGGCUUGCCAUACAGGUCGCGCGACAAGGCUCCUUCCUAAUAACGCCACCUCCACACAGUUUAGCUCAAGCUUCAGGUCAGGUAUUGGAAAUGAGUAGUGUGCCGUGUGAAUGGACAAAACCUAGCAUGUAACGUCAUCAGAGAGAGGCUAUAAGUAAGCCAGACGUGGUUUCCAUGGCAACAGCAGCGCCAACAGAUGCAGCGGGCCUCCUCUGCUGAAAGAGGCCAGGGACAGAGACUCAGCGCCGGCAGCAGAAAUCUCAGCACGACACGGGUCCAAACGGGAUCCACAUAUUUUCAAUAUUAAAUAAGCUGUAUGAUCCAUUAACCCUUUGAGCUCAGCCUGUAAUAAUCUGCACUCCCCACCUCCCCCCCUCCCUCAACUGUAUACGUUUGGGGAUGCUGUCACAUUAUUUUCCAACGUCUAAGCUGUCUUUGUGUUGUUUUUGGGAAAUACUCGCUACAGGGUCUCAAGUGGGACUCUGUUUUCUUAUCAUUAAGCAUUUUUUAAAAGUGGUACGGGCUCCUGGAGUUGUUACAAAAUCCCAGAUGCCAGGACACAAAAAUGCCCCACAUCAGAGGCUCGCUUUGCUGGAAGUGCCACAGUGUUGCACAAAGGGUUAAUGAUAUGACUAAGGCCACAGGAGGCCUGUUCAACUUACGUUUUUUUUGCACAUUUGUGAGAUAUUAUGUCAGUAUUUUAAUUUUUCCAAGUGCCUUUUUUAUUACAGGUAAAUAUAGAAGUUAUACACUAUAUGAGAAAAAGUUAUAUGAAAAUAUAUUUUUCCUGGCACCAUGUUCUGUGGUUGAACAUGCAGAAUUUUAAGCGUUGUAAAAGUCUCCAAUUGGUACAACAUAGCGGUGUUCUCCUGUUUUAGAGGAAUUUUAUUACGAUAUUGAUAAUAAUGUCAAUGAAAACAAAAAUGUUUAAUAAAGUUGCAUUUGAUAAGUG